Messenger RNA from Brassica rapa (field mustard), 3300 nucleotides. RefSeq names its product NDR1/HIN1-like protein 13. Gene Ontology annotation, biological process: defense response to other organism. Gene Ontology annotation, cellular component: plasma membrane. NCBI's taxonomy places the organism in Eukaryota, Viridiplantae, Streptophyta, Magnoliopsida, Brassicales, Brassicaceae. The record is from RefSeq and is a predicted model, not a curated record.
UAAUAUUAAUUUUAUUUUUUAAAAUAAUAUAGAUAUAUAAAUUUAUCUAUGAUAACAUUAGAUUUGAAAGAUAAAGUUGAGUUGAAGAUACAAAAUUGUUUCUAUUUAAAAGUGUUUCUUUCUAUCCGAAUAAAUUUUUCUAAAAAUAUUGUGUUAUUUUUUAUAUUAUUCAUGGAAUUUAUACGAUGGUACCUAUGACAAACUGGCUCAACUGGAAAUGACCCGAGACACUUGUGUUUAAAGUCUCCGGUUUGAAUACGUUUAAUAAUUUGGGGAGGGAAUUUAGAAACCAGAAUCUGUCUCUGGCCUUUUUGGUAAAAUGUUAAAUAUUAUUAUCAAUUUUCAAUUUUUGACAGACGAUACAAUAGAUGACUAGUAGCGGGAAUAAAAACAACAACAAAACACAAGAACAAACUAUAGACAGCAAAUAAAGGCUCGGACUGAUCAACAACGUAGCACAAUCGGUUAAAACAAAGUAAUAGAAAGACGAGGUAAGACCUUACAACCCUAAAACUAGAUGAGAAGACCGGCCGAUUGCCACAAGCAUUAAGAAAAGGGCGCCCUCAAACCCUGAAUGCAACAGUUACCUACAGCUUCUAGCCGAUAACUCAGAGCGAAGCAGAGUGCAAAAUCCAACCACGGACCCAAAGCAAGCAAGAUAAAAGAGACAAUCGGCGGUACGAAAAUAAGCCGAAGACCAACAGUGCAACCCGAAGAGAAUAUGGAUCGGUAGACGGACAGCUCCUCCGGAGGCAACUAAACCGAAGCCACGCUCGAGCCCCCGCUGACUUACUAUCACACCAGCAAAAACACAGUCGAGCCAGAAGUUGUUGCCAAGCCACGAACACGAACCUGCUGAGAUUAUUUGAGAAAAGCUAGCGACGGAGAAGGCCACAAACGUCAUCACCACUGAGUUCUGAGCGAUGAAGAAGCACACGGGAGCUAAACCACAAAGCGCACCAUGUGAAACCACACACUAUGCGACGCCACAGGGAAACCGGACGGACGUCUCCAUCCUCGACGAAACCCACGUGCAGCCACCACCUGAGAUCACGACGGUGGCUCUCAGAUUCAGAAGAGAGAUCUAGAGUUACCAAGAACCAGUGCCUCAACACCACUCGAGUUUCCAAGUUCCGGCAAACCCUAGACCCCCAACUCCACACGCAGCUGUAGCCACCACCAGGAGCCACCCCGGAGGUAAAUCGAGCCAACGAGGAGCUUAACGACACAACAUGCGCCACCAACUCGGCGGGACAAGACUGGAUCUGGGAAAAAAAUUGGCGAGCUCCGAUUCAGACGAGGGAAAGCACAAAGGUGGAAGAAACCGUCCUCUAGAGACUUCCGCCGUUGUUAACCCUAGAUCUAUGGCCGGAGCGACCAGAUCUGAGACACAGUCAAACACCACCCUCAAUGCCGCAGAACAACGAAGGAGACAGACGGGAGACAGACGAGAGAGAUAGAGAUGGAGGCCGGCCACCGCACGAGGAGGCGGCCGCCGGACUAAGCUGAUGGCGUUAUUUUGUUUGAUGGAUGUAUAAUUGAUUGAUUAAAACUAGUCUCAAUGUUGUUUCAAUAUGGAAAAAAAACAACAUACCCACUCAUUCCUUAAUUAUGAACAUUUUUUUUGUAACUGGUAAUUAUGAGCAAUUUGUAAUCGAUUACACAUGAAAACAUUCUUAACGAGCAUGAGACUAGAACUUGCCAACAAACAAAGCUUAGAGCAUUUUCCGAUUUGUCUUUCACUCUCUUAAUAUAAUAUCUAGACCCUUCACGAGUAUUUUCUGAUUUUUUCUUUUACUGCCUUAAUUUUUGUUUCUUUAUUUUAAUCAUAAGAAACUGUAUUAGAUAUAUACCAACUGAUGCAGAUGCCCUAAUAAUAAGUCUUGUUGUAAGAAGGAGAUGAUUAAUUCGUCUCAGAAUAUUUUUUUUUUUUUUUUUUUUUUUUGGUCUCAGAAUAUUGGUUGUCAAAAGAACCACGUCGUUAAUAACGUCUUCUUUAAUAAUCAUCAAACUAGAUUAUAGUUUAUCAUAACAGAAAGAGAAAACCUGAAGGUGAGUUGGCUAGCUCUAAAUAGCAAAAUCUUCUCCAAGCCAACCAAAAGUUUGAGUAGUGCAACAACAACCACUUACUUUUCCCAUGCAAACCCUAAUUUUCGCAUCAUCUCUCAAUUCUCUCUCGUUCGUGCUCCCCCUAAGCCAAUCUCCACCGCACAUCCUAGUAACUCCCACCUUUCUAUGGAGGGGCCACGGCUUCCUCCUUCCGCCACCUUCCAUGAAUCUGACGAUGACAAAUCCGACGAUCCUCCUUCCGCCUGGCACCGUCCAACCUCGAGUCUCUCCGCAUUGCCCUCUCAAGAUCCUCCACCACACCAUUGGCGUAAUCAUUCUCUUAAUCUCUCUCCAAUCCUGGCCACACCUCCACGGUCUCUCCCUCCUCCCCAUUCAAUCCCAGAGCUAGAGACUUACGUUGUCCAGGUACCGAGAGAUCAAGUCUAUUGGACUCCUCCUCCUGAACACGCAAAAUACGUCGAAGAACGCCGUAAUAACCCGGAGAAAAACAAAAAGAAUGGGUGCUCUAAACGUCUUAUGUGGUUCUUUAUCAUCUUGAUCUUUUUUGGAUUCAUCAUUGGUGCAAUCACCCUUAUCCUUCAUUUCGUUUUCAACCCCACUCUUCCAGUUUUCGCAGUCGAGAGAUUAACGGUAAAACCUAGUAAUAUCGAGAUCACGUUGAGAGCCGAGAAUCCGACGUCUAACAUGGGGGUAAGCUAUAUGAUGGAAAAAACCGGUAUGAUUUCAUUAACGUACAAGAACAAGAGCCUGGGACGCGGGAAAUUCCCAAAGAUGUCCCAAGCGGCGUCUGGAUCUGACAACGUCAAUGUAAAGCUCAAUGGGUCGACCAAGAACGCCGUUAUGCCACCUCGGGGAUCGAAACAACCGGUGAGUUUGGUGCUGAUGAUGGAGCUUAAGGCGGACUAUGAAGCAGGACCAUUGAAAAAGAACAAGGAAGUGGUGGUGACUUGUGAUGUUAAGGUUAAGGGGUUAUUAGAUGCCAAGAAGGUCGAGAUUGUGUCGGAGAAUUGUGAGAGUGAGUUCAAGAACUGACAGUCUAUAUCAUAUAAGGUGAUUGCGUCGUAGAGUUACAGUGUGCUGUAAUGAUUUAUACUUAUGAUGUAAUGUUCAAUUGUUUAUUUUUAAUUUGUUCUCCAAAUGUCUUUGUUUUUACACUAUUGUUGAGCGACAAAAGAAAACGUGAACAAUAGAGAGAUCAAGGUGUUCCAUAGAUUAGAAGAUGAUUUCGAG